Molecule: messenger RNA, 363 nt
Organism: Parnassius apollo (apollo)
Lineage: Eukaryota; Metazoa; Arthropoda; Insecta; Lepidoptera; Papilionidae
Source: the annotation of a GenBank genome assembly
AUGACCAAUACAGAUAUAUUGGAGAGAGACAUCGGAUCGCUGAACACAGCUGGCUUGGAGAAAUUGAUUGAUGACAUCUGCGGGAUCAUUCAUAAAGCGUGUGAAGAAUCUAUGCCGACAAAGAAAGGCCGAUCCCUGACGAAGCAUCGCCCGUUAUGGUGGACGGAAAAACUGACAGACCUCAAAAAAGAAGUCAUCCAGUUACACCACAGACUAAACCGAAUGAGACGUCGGAAUCUGCCUCUAGACCAACUAGCAGAGGAAUUAAAUAAUAAAAAGGCAAUAUAUGCGGAGGAACUGAGGGCGGAGUCUUCCAGGAGUUUUAGAGAGUUCUGCGAACUACAAACAAAAGAAAACGUUUAG